AUGAUGCCUUCGAUCCCAGAAUGCUUCGAAAACAAGAAUAACCGGCGGUACUACGAAAUCGCCAAGAUCAUGAUCGUCAAAGAGCUCCUGAAUAUUCAUCCAACGGAGAAGCAUAUCAAGAGCAUUGGGGUGAGCAAAAGUCUCUUUGAUUCCAUAAAAAGAGCAUUUGCUACACAGAAAGAAGAAGAAGUGGAGGUUGCAGUCCAAAAGAAGGAGAAGCCACGUGGCACCGAGAAGAUCAGAACUCAGUGGAUUGCUCCAAAAGCUCCAAAAGCGAUCAACAAUGACAACUUCUCGAAGAAGUUUGUCGUUCAACAACCAAAACGGCAUAAUUAA
This is a messenger RNA of Caenorhabditis briggsae, 336 nucleotides long. The record is from RefSeq and is a predicted model, not a curated record. The coding region runs from base 1 to 336 and encodes 111 amino acids. The transcript is spliced from 2 exons. Lineage: Eukaryota; Metazoa; Nematoda; Chromadorea; Rhabditida; Rhabditidae.